AAUUCCGCCCAAAAUUACAAACUCGCACCCGCCUUUUUUCUGUCACUCCCACCUGCAGAAGUACAAGCCAAAGGAUGGAAAUCUGAAUGAACUGCCCUUUGAAGACGCCAACGUUUACAAAUCGCCCGCUUUAUUCGCUUCUAGCUCUGAUUGGUCAGAUGUUGAUGUUGCCACUGCGAGAGCGUAGUAACAGAGUUAUAGCUCCUCCUAUUUUUCCAUAUAUGGACGAACAACGCCUACUGGGAGAGUUGUGAUUGGCCAGCGUAUUCUCCUUUCCAAUGUUUGUAAAUUUUAGACUAGGGAGACGCCGCAGUUUGGAUCUCAGCGCGCAAAUGUAUUUUUUAAAGGUUGAUAAACUUUUCUCGUUUGAAUUGUAUUUAAAAAUAACUGGGCACUAGAAGCAACGAGUUGUGGAGACUUGACGACGCUUGGUAUCUCAACGGACGGAAUAAGGUAGGCACAGAAACCUUUAUGGUUGAUAAACCGUUAGCUCGGAUGCUACUUGUUAUUAACAUUCAGUCUAUAUGAAUUAUCUCUGUCGAGAUGGCAAAUAUUUCCCUUCACCAGUGCGGUUUAACCUUAUAUUUUGUUUAAACACCCCAGCGUUGCAGCUGUACGCAACAACCCAGUAAUAUGGCGUCAGCGGAGAACUACAAGUUACGUUAGCCGGAUGCUGUAGUAAGUACCAGAAACCCAGAGUAUAAUGGUCCUGAGUCAGAUGGACGCGGGGAAAGCUUUGACGGCGGCAGCAGCCAAAGGGAAUGCCGAUGAGGUGCAGAGGAUCCUGGAGGAAUGCAGAGUGCAUCCCGAUACUCCCAACGAGUUCGGCCGGACCGCGCUGCAGGUGAUGAUGAUGGGGAACUCCAAAGUAGCAAGGUUGUUGCUGGAAAAAGGAGCUGAGCCCAACGUCCAGGACAAACACGGCAUAGCGCCUGUCCAUGAUGCAGCACAGACGGGGUUCCUCGAGACCCUGCAGGUCCUGGUGGAGCACGGGGCUUCAGUGAACAUCCAGGACCAGAACGGCGCCCUCCCCAUCCACAUCGCCAUACGAGAAGGCCACCGGGAUAUCGUGGAGUUCUUGGCUCCACGAUCCGACCUGAAACAUGCCAACGUCAGUGGUCAAACAGCAAUAGACGUUGCCCGAUCUCUGGGUGAGCUGGAUAUGAUGAACUCACUUUUUGCUCACAUUCACAGUUAGUAAGAAUGGUAAAAAACCUUACUUCUUUUUUUUUUUUGCUUUGUACCUGGUUACUUGAAUACCUGAAUUAGGUUUUGGAGAUGAACAUUAAAAUGUGAUGGGAGGUGAUGUCUUUUGAGUUUCUUUUCAGUGAAUUGGUGGCUAUAUACUGUAGACACCUUUUGCACAGUGCAGUUUAGGCACCUUAUAUUUACAUUCUUUCCCUGUUAAUUGGGAGUGCACAUUUGUAGAUAGUUGUCCUCCAGUGUUAUGUGAUUUGUUUUACAUUAUUUCCAUUGUGUGUAUGAAUUGUAACAGUUUCUACACAUGUAUGUUUUUGGGUUUUUUUUAAUUUACAAAAAUGAAAUGGUGCACCCUGAUUGCUUUGCAUAGUUGUGUUUCUCUUAAUUAGAUGAACUUUGAAUUUACUCUUAUUUAUUGUUGGAAGAGGAAUUAAUAUUCCUGUGACUUUGUAAAUAGCAACAUUUGAUGUGAUUUGUUGAAAUGUUAUUUAUAUAAAUACCUUUAAGACAAAAGUGAGAUUAUUCACUUUGAGAAAGCACAAAAUAAAGUUAUGAACUUUAA
This is a messenger RNA of Xiphophorus couchianus (Monterrey platyfish), 1762 nucleotides long. It is a transcript of the gene cdkn2d, whose product is annotated as cyclin-dependent kinase inhibitor 2D (p19, inhibits CDK4). NCBI's taxonomy places the organism in Eukaryota, Metazoa, Chordata, Actinopteri, Cyprinodontiformes, Poeciliidae. Gene Ontology annotation, molecular function: protein binding. The record is from RefSeq and is a predicted model, not a curated record. Gene Ontology annotation, cellular component: nucleus. The transcript is spliced from 3 exons. The coding region runs from base 704 to 1198 and encodes 164 amino acids.